AUGACGGAGUGGACCCUGCUCAAGCGUCUCCUGGACGCCGUGCACCAGCACUCCACCAUGAUCGGGCGGAUCUGGCUCACCGUCAUGGUGAUAUUCCGGCUUCUCAUCGUGGCCGUGGCCACGGAGGACGUCUACACCGACGAGCAGGAGAUGUUCGUCUGCAACACCAUCCAGCCGGGCUGCUCCAACGUCUGCUACGACGCCUUCGCUCCCAUCUCCCAGCCCCGCUUCUGGGUGUUCCAGAUCAUCACCGUGUCCACGCCCUCCCUGUGCUUCAUCAUCUACACCUGGCACAACCUCUCCAAGCAGCCGAAGGGCGAGCGCGCGCGCGAGGCCAGGGAGACGUACGAGCGGAGCUGCGACUCAGACAGCUGCUCCGUCAGGUCCCACAGGCACCUGGGGCACAGCCUGGCGGACGUGCUGGAGGGCAUGGCCCUUCAGGAGCACCCCAAAGCCGCCAGCGCCCACUCCGCCGCCGGGGCGCGCGUCUUCCGGGAGAGCAGGGCCGGGAAGUCGGGCGUCCUGUCCAAAUACUACGUCUUCCACGUCUGCUUCCGGGCCACCCUGGAGAUCGGCUUCGUCCUGGCCCAGUGGCUGCUGUUCGGGUUCCACGUCCCCUCUCACUUCCUGUGCUCCUCCUUCCCCUGCUCGCAGGCGGUGGACUGCUACGUCUCCCGGCCCACGGAGAAGACCAUCUUCCUCGUCUUCAUGUUCUGUGUCGGGAUAUUCUGCAUCUUCCUGAACUUCUUGGAGCUCAACCACUUGGGCUGGAAAAAGAUCAAGAGGUCCAUCCGCAUUAAAGAGAGCCCCUGGAGAGGCUACGAGGCCAUAAACCAGGAUAGCCAAUCGGUGGCCUCCCUUACGUUCCGGGACAUAACCAGCACCACGUCUCUGCCCACGCUGGACCUGGUGGUAGAGCACAAGCCAGACUGGACCUGCGCGGGAAACUGCUCCCCGAUCAAAGAUGAAAUGGCCGUGGAAGUGCAAAGCCAAGACAACCCCAGAGGAACGCAGUCUGUGAAGAGCAAAUCCAGUAAAGGGAGGUCCUCCAAGCAGAGGGGCUCCGAGGUCUGGAUAUAG
Messenger RNA from Conger conger (European conger), 1080 nucleotides. RefSeq names its product gap junction protein delta 6 (gene gjd6). Gene Ontology annotation, biological process: cell communication. The coding region runs from base 1 to 1080 and encodes 359 amino acids. The record is from RefSeq and is a predicted model, not a curated record. Gene Ontology annotation, cellular component: connexin complex. NCBI's taxonomy places the organism in Eukaryota, Metazoa, Chordata, Actinopteri, Anguilliformes, Congridae. The transcript has a single exon.